Messenger RNA from Oenanthe melanoleuca, 542 nucleotides. Its product is annotated as cytochrome c oxidase assembly factor 3 homolog, mitochondrial. Gene Ontology annotation, cellular component: mitochondrial inner membrane. Bases 31 to 342 code for a protein of 103 amino acids. NCBI's taxonomy places the organism in Eukaryota, Metazoa, Chordata, Aves, Passeriformes, Muscicapidae. The record is from RefSeq and is a predicted model, not a curated record. Gene Ontology annotation, biological process: mitochondrial respiratory chain complex IV assembly. The transcript has 2 exons.
CACGUCUCCGCGCGGAGACGGCGGGGGAAGAUGGCGGCGCCGCGGGAGCCGGGGGAGGCGGCGUUCGCGCGGCGCAUCGACCCGUCCCGGGAGCCGGGGCUCAGCCCCGAGCAGCGCCGCCUCAUGGCGCAGGUGGAGUACGCCCAGCGACAGCGCGCCCUGCAGCGCCGGCUCCGCAGCCGCAACGUGCUGCUGGCGCUCGGGAUCGGCGCGGUGACAUUCGGCAUCUACGGUUACACCUUCUACUCGGUGUCGCAGGAGCGGUUCCUGGACGAGCUGGAGCAGGAGGCGGAGGCGGCGCGGGCACGGGCGCGGGCGCGAGCCGAGGGCGCCGGGAGCUGAGCGGGAGCGCCCGGCCCGGCCCGGGACUGAGCUGCCGCCCCCGCCGGACAGGACGGGGCUCGAGGCACAUACCCCUGAGGGGUUCGGGUCUGCCCCGUGCGCUGCUUUGGCCCGCAGGCAGGGCCCCCCGCGGGCGGACCCAUGGGAAGGCCAGGGGCGCCCAGGGCCCACCACUCCCCACAAUAAACCCUCUCACUGGA